UCCUUUCAAACAUUACCUCCGCGACCACUGGUGAAAUUUACAUUUUCAAGAAACCACAACGCGAAAGGAACAAAAGGUCAGGAUCCAUCCCAAUGGCCGAGUGUUGCAAAAGCUACUCAGGAAGCUAAUUUGUUCCGUUAUUACUACCUUCCUUACUUAUACAGUAUAUUUUUUGAUGUUUCAAUGUAUGGCGGUACUGUCGUUCGACCAGUGUUCUUCGAGUUUACCACAGAUCCAGAAACUCACCAUAUUUGGGAUCAGUUCAUGUGGGGGAACGCAAUGAUGAUUAUUCCUGUGUAUCAGCAAGGUGUCGCAGAAGUAUCUGGUUAUCUGCCCUAUACGACACCAUGGUACUCACUUCGAAAUUCCGAUUACGCGACACUACCAAAACCUGGUUACAAUAUAUUUAGCGCACCAACGAAUGACCUUAUUCCUGUUUUUGCGCGAGGAGGUGUUAUAAUUCCGCGUCAGAGACCAAAUACAACAACCGUAACUUCCAGACAAAAUCCGCUUGAGCUGCUCAUAACAAUCGGUUUGUUUUUCUCAGAUAGUAUCUGUUCAGAUUUUGAUAAAAUUGAUGGACCUGCAAAAUCAGCGGGCACACUUUAUUGGGAUGACGGUGAAAGCAUUGUCCAGGACUUCGAAAAUUAUAACUAUUUCCAGUGGGUGUUCGAAUUUGUUCAUACUUCUGAGAGAGCUGCUUUGUACAUAACGCCAAAGCGUACUGCUAAAGGAUUAACGGUGCCGAGCAUUGAUAUUUUGGAUAUCAUUGGCUAUCAUUACAAAGCGGAUUUAGAUGAAGCUAUGCUGAAUGGAAAGCCUGCAAAAAUUUCCUUACAAACAUCGCAUUAUGAUAGCCUAAGGAGUCGGCUACUGAUAAAAACGACGAAUCUGUUGGAAAUUGGAAAAGCAGCCCCCGGAAGCAAGUUGACGCUUUCCUGGCCACAUCAAGAGACAGGAUUUUGCGACGAAUAUCUAUGCUAA
Molecule: messenger RNA, 984 nt
Organism: Gongylonema pulchrum
Lineage: Eukaryota; Metazoa; Nematoda; Chromadorea; Rhabditida; Gongylonematidae
Source: the annotation of a GenBank genome assembly